Chaetomium globosum CBS 148.51 is the source of this 267-nucleotide messenger RNA. RefSeq lists its product as uncharacterized. The transcript is spliced from 3 exons. The coding region runs from base 1 to 267 and encodes 88 amino acids. Lineage: Eukaryota; Fungi; Ascomycota; Sordariomycetes; Sordariales; Chaetomiaceae. The record is from RefSeq and is a predicted model, not a curated record.
AUGGCGAGAGCGGGCAUUGCGAUGGUUGGUGUAUCUUGUCGUUCGGUUUGUGGAACAGGUUUGUGGUUUGGCGGCGAGUGGAUCGAUGCGUGGCUGAGCCAGGGUUAUCCUGGCUCUGAUCCCAACCGCUGGAUGGAGUCGGAGUCGGGCGAGCGACAAGAAUUGCACCCUCAUUUCGCCAGGACGGCGGUGUUGUCGAGGAACGCCGGGCACAACUCGCUAGAACUUUCGGUGAGAUGGGCAAGGUUAGAAAAACGGGACAUUUGA